CGUCACUUCUGGCUCGGGCUGCAGCAACACGGCGCGAGCCGAGACAGAGGAGAGAGAGGGAGCGCAGCGCGCGGACAGACGCACGCGCAUCAGCGUCCGCAGGAGCCGAAAAAAGACGAGAAAAGGAGGAAGAGGAGCUGCGAGGAGGAGAACCCGACCCUGCCUCUCCUCCUCCGCGGCUCCGCAGCGCCUCGAUCUGCGGCUGAGAACAGCUGAGGAGCGGCCGGCCUCACCCAGACAGACACCGCGGAGAUGGAGAGCAAGGAGAAGACUCCGUCAGAGCCUCAGCUGAAGGGCAUCGUGACGCGUCUGUUCAGCGAGCAGGGCUUCUUCCUGCAGAUGAUGCCUGAUGGGACCAUCAGCGGCUGCAAAGACGAGAACAGCGACCACACUCUCUUCAACCUGAUCCCCGUGGGGCUGAGGGUCGUGGCCAUCCAGGGAGUGAAGGCGGGGCUGUACGUGGCCAUGAACGCCGAGGGAUUCCUCUACACGUCCGAUGUGUUCACGCCGGAGUGCAAGUUCAAGGAGUCGGUCUUUGAGAAUUACUACGUCAUCUACUCGUCCACUCUGUACCGGCAGCACGAGUCGGGCCGGGCCUGGUUCCUGGGACUCAACAAGGAUGGGAUCAUCAUGAAGGGGAACCGUGUGAAGAAAACCAAACCCUGCUCACACUUUGUUCCCAGACCCAUCGAAGUCUGCAUGUACAAGGAGCCGUCGCUGCACGAGCUGGAGGAGAAGCUGCUGAAGUCCUCACGGAGCCCCACGCUGAGGAGUGGGAGGAGCCUGGGCCGGGCCCCGCGGCAGGUGGACUCCUCCACAGAGCGGGAGGCCUCGUAGCCUGCAGCGCCCCCCGCAGGAGGAGAAGGACAGCUCCCAUUUUAACACUUCCUCAGUUCAGAAACCACACCAAGACGACAACGAUAACAGAAAAAAACUAAAAUAAUUUGGGGAUAAAUCUUGUGAUGAAAUAUUUGGACGGGAGGGGGAGGGGCUUGUUCAGAAGGACUUUAUGAUUGUGAAAACAUUUAUGCAAAGCGCCCUGUGGAAACGGCGCCAGGAGGCCUGCACACCCACUCUUCAUCAUUGUAAGCAUCAGAAAGGUGAUGUUUCGGGUCGAGCCAGAACUCUCCAGCUUUAAGCCAUGUAGGAACUUUUUCAUUUUAGAUCCAAAGCAGAAGUUUCACCGUACUCCCUCCUUACGCUCCUUCUUCUUCUUCUUCUUCUUCUUCUUCUGCUGCUGCGAGCCGUUCAGUCAGAAAAGAGCCUCCGGUCCUCCAGCCGCCCGUCCUCGCUCCAUUCCGCUCUGUGGUGAAGGGUUCUGACCGGGCCUUCUGCCGGGUUCGGACCUUCAGCUCGUUUCUAUGAAAAUCUGCUUUUUCUCUGAGGUUCUGCUGCAGAACCAAGAUCUGAUUCUGCAUUUAAAUCUGGGUCUGAAAAAAGCCGUCGGCGGCUUAGCAGACAUGAUGGCGUCCACAGUCAGGCUCGGCGUGUUUGGUUUCCUGUGAUGGGUGAGCGUUCCUCAGAGAACCUGCCGUGGUUUUUUGGUUUCCAUAGAAACGAAGCUGGAACUCCCGGCAGAACUCCUGCGUUCCAUGAAUGUUGCAUGAGUCAAUGUCCAGAAACAGAGUGGCGCCCCCCCCACCAAAAAAAAAAAAACAUUCAAGGAGACGCCGCCAGCAGAGCUGCUGAGAUCCGGUCUGGACAGGACUGACCCCCCACCCCCCGUGUUAGCCGCCACGCCAAAAAGCACCACAGAAAUUCCUGCUAUGAUGCAGCUCCAAAAUUCUGAUUGGUUCUUUUGUAAAACUCGCUUAACCACGCCCCCUUUUCUCUGACCAAUCACGCUGCAAAGACAAAAACAACAACUCGAUAAACAUUCUAUGAUGAUUAUUUAAUGUGAUGACAAACAUUUGUGACAUUUGUUCAUGAAAACUGAACCAGGUCAGAGGAAGUUGAUUCGAUCAGGAAGCAGGAAACAGGAAACAGGAAGCAGGAAACAGGAAACAGGACGCAGGAAACAGGAAGAAGCUGCUGAAAGGAAGACUCGGUUCCUAGCGCUGUUCAGGCGUCGGCUGAUGGGUCUCUUCUGUGGGAUUAUCACUGCCGAGAUCACUGCCCUCCAAACAGAAACUGCUCCAGUCCAACUGCUUCUGAAAUUCAUUCAUCAGCCAAACUGCUUCCUGUUGACCGCCACAAUAAAAGUUUCACCAAAGAACUCCUCAAAAAGACGUAAAGAGUCAGAAAUGAAACCACAGAUUCGUUCUUUCACUGAUCAGAACCGAGACAGCAACCAGAUUUUAUCAUCAAACUUUGAUGUGAUGUUUCCAUCCAAACUUGAGGUUCCAAAGUGGUUCUGAAGUGGUUCUGAAGUGGUUCUGAGGAUUGCUGAAGUCUGGAUCUCUCUGAUCAGAUCUGUGCAGAAAGGAACUUCCUUUGGCUCUGAGAGCGGGAAACUAGUCCUGACUGCAAAUCCAGACUUCACCUCAUGAAGAAACAGGUUGUUACCCCUCUGCCCCGGUUCCGGUUCCGGUUCCUGUUGAGGGUACAAACAGCAGAAUUCCUGAUCCAUGAAUUUCAGAUGGACUCGCUCCACUGCCCUCCCCAACCUUCUUCCUCGUCUUCUCUCACCGAUCCCCAUCCUCGUCUCAGGACCGUCGGGUCCCCAAAAGCAUCUGAGGUCCGUUCGGUUCUGAACGGUGACGAUCCCUGAAACGUUGAGAGGAAGUUUAAGAGAAAACUGUUGCAAGGACUCUGAAACGUGGUUAACUGAGACCAUCGUUCAAGUUCACUUGGAGCCAUGAACUCCGACCAGAAUCUGCCCGAUUCCAGAGUCCCAUCAGGUUCUCGGUUCAAGAACCGGGCCCAAAUGGUUUUCAGGCCCACUCUCAGUUAAACAACCCCUCCCCCCAUGAUAAAGUACUCCAGCAUGCUCCAACAGUUACCACUACAACAAAAACGUUACCUCCACUCCAGAUGUUUUUGGGGAACCGGGUCACCCCCCCCCCAUCAGUCGACAGGAAACAACACCGACUAAAAAUGUUUGAGUCAUUGAGGGGUGGAGUCAAAGUGGGCGGGGCCUAUGUCCUUUAGCUUCUUUUUGUCACUUUUGAACAAACUGUCGAUCCCAACGUUCCACCUCUGAGAAAGUCUUCCAGUCUGCGUCUAACGUGAGGAAUGUGGGAACGUCGGGAUCGAUCCGCUCUCACCUCGGACUGGGAAUGCCUGUGAAUGCUCGUCUGUUCUGUCACAGCUUUACAAAAAGUAGAAAAAGUGUAAAAACACCAAAACAAGACGUAAAAGAACCACAACAAACUGAAUCUGAGGGGAGUUUCAACGCAGCAUGAAGUGAAAUAUUUAGAGGUUUAAUGUCCUCCAUAAAAUGGGAGCUUAUGAGGCAGUCGCAUCUUUGCUUUGAGCUGUCCUCGUCCUCUGAAGAAACGAGCCGCGCUGCGUUUGUCUCCUGACAGGAACGGGUUCGUGAGGUUCCAGAGGCACGUCCUCGCCUGCAGGUGGCGCUCUGACACCUUCAGCUCUCCCUCCUUCUUUGUGUUUGCACCUUUCCUCUCACGCCUUCAUGUAACGCAUCCUAUAGUAGAAGCCGUCAUUGCUAAUGCGCAGCAGGAUACUGAAUGAAAAUAAAAGACGAUGAACACGGC
Molecule: messenger RNA, 3656 nt
Organism: Oryzias melastigma (Indian medaka)
Lineage: Eukaryota; Metazoa; Chordata; Actinopteri; Beloniformes; Adrianichthyidae
Product: fibroblast growth factor 12
Exons: 5
Coding region: 253-837 (194 amino acids)
Biological process (GO): positive regulation of gene expression; positive regulation of protein phosphorylation; animal organ morphogenesis
Cellular component (GO): cytoplasm
Molecular function (GO): fibroblast growth factor receptor binding; growth factor activity
Source: RefSeq, a predicted model, not a curated record